AUGUCGAGUAUGCUUGUACAGCAGUUUGUUCAGAGACUUAAAUCUAGAAAUGAAGAGCUACGUAAUAAAGCAGCCAGAGAUCUGUGUCUCUAUGUUAAGACAGAACUACGAGAAGCAUCACAAGAGGAAAUUACAGCUUUUAUGGAUGAAUUUAAUCACCACAUUUUUGAAAUGGUAUCUGGGUCUGAUGUAAAUGAAAAAAAGGGAGGAAUAUUAGCCAUAGUUUGCCUUAUUGGAGCUGAUGUAGGAAACAUUAAUACAAGAACUAUAAGAUUUGCUAAUUAUUUGAGGAAUUUAUUACCCUCUAGUGAUGUGGGUGUUAUGGAAUUAGCUGCUAAAACAGUUGGUAAACUAGCAUUAGUUUCUGGUACUUAUACAGCAGAAUAUGUAGAAUUUGAAGUAAAGCGUGCCUUUGAGUGGCUUGGUGGAGACAGACACGAAGGUAAAAGACAUGCUGCUGUUCUCGUUUUAAGAGAACUUGCCGUUUCUAUGCCAACAUAUUUUUUUCAACAAGUGACACCAUUUUUUGAACUUAUAUUUAAUGCAAUACGUGAUCCAAAACCUGUGAUAAGGGAAGGUGCUGUUGAAGCAUUACGGGCUGCUUUAGUUGUUACUGCACAGAGAGAAACAGCGAAACAAAUGCAUAAGUCACAAUGGUACAAGCAGUGCUAUGAUGAAAUAGUGGCAGGAUUCGAGGAAGUGUAUACUAGAGAAAGGGGAGUGAAUAGAGAUGAUAGAAUACAUGGCUCUUUAUUAAUAUUAAAUGAGUUGCUUAGAUGUAGUAACAUUCAAUGGGAGAGAAAUUACGAGGCUCUAAUGGAACGACUGAAUUGCUCCACUCAACAAAACGAAAACGACAUACUGUCUUUGAUGCCACGAUUAAAAACAACGAUAGUGUCCAAAUGGACUAGCUCCUCUCAAAAUUCUUCUAACUCUCAACAAACGUUAUACCCGGCGCAUGAAUCUGCAGUGUGUCGUUGCUUAAUGCAAGAAAGACUGGACGAUAUCUACAACGACGUAAUGAAUCAAAGAAUAUCCAGAAAUCCACAUAUUCAACACACUCUUAUGAUGUUAUUACCUAGACUUGCAGCAUUCAACAAAGAAAAGUUUACAAAAGAUCACUUGAGAGAAUCACUGGCAUAUCUUUUAAUGACUUUACGUAGCAGAGAGAAAGAUAGAUAUGCUGCGUUCACAACGAUUGGAUUUAUAGCAGUUGCGGUAGAAGAUUCCAUAAAUCCUUAUCUCUCAAAAAUCAUGGAGGUGAUCAAAAGUUUGUUACCCUCCAAAGAAACAUCUACCAAGAAACGUGGAGCUUCCCUGGAACCCGCGGUAUUUGUUUGUAUUACUUUACUCGGACACGCGGUGAAACAAGUUAUAGCCGCUGAUGUGAGGGAUCUACUAGAAUCUAUGCUGCAAACUGGAUUAAGUCCUAUUCUCACGACAUCCCUUAGAGAACUAGCUCACAGUGUUCCAUCACUGAAGCCUGAUAUUUCUCAGGGACUUCUGCGAAUGAUGUCUCAGGUUUUAAUGCAAAAGCCUUUAAGACAUCCUGGUGCACCAUGGACUGCGACUAGUCCUAUUUUUGCCCCUCCAACCGAGGUAGAUAUUCCAUCUACGGUUCUAGCAUUGAAGACUCUUGGAACGUUCAAUUUCGACGGUAAUCCACUGUUGCAAUUCGUAAGGCGGUGUGCAGAUCAUUUCCUUACAUCUGAACAAGCAGAGGUUCGAUUAGAGGCUGUGAGAACGUGUUCAAGACUGUUGCGAUUAGCGUUAAAUCAACCUGGCCCUACAGUGACCAAUACCGUCUCCACUGUUCUUGGAAAACUGUUGGUCGUAGGCAUAACAGACACAGAUCCAGAUGUGAGACUCUGGGUCUUAGCUUCUUUAGACGAUUCUUUUGACAUUCAUCUGGCACAAGCAGAAAAUCUUUCGGCAUUGUUUAUCGCGAUGAACGACGAAAUGUUUGAAAUAAGAGAAUUAGCGAUUCGUACGAUUGGACGAUUGAGUACGAUGAAUCCAGCUUAUGUGAUGCCUUCUCUUCGCAAAACCCUUAUACAAUUUUUAACAGAGCUAGAACAUUCAGGAAUGGGACGUAACAAGGAGCAAGCAGCACGAAUGCUGGAUCACCUGGUCGUCAGUGCACCCAGACUUAUACGUCCGUAUAUGGAACCGAUUUUAAAAGUUCUAGUUCCAAAGUUAAAGGAGCCUGAAUCAAAUCCUGGUGUAAUUUUAGCCAUACUAAGAGCCAUUGGUGAUUUGGCUGAGGUCAAUGGUGCUGAAAUGCAACAAUGGAUGCCAGAGCUUCUCUCUAUACUGCUAGAAAUGCUAGUGGAUGCCAGUUCUCCAGAGAAAAGGGGAGUGGCUUUGUGGGUUCUUGGCCAGCUAGUUGGUAGCACAGGUCAUGUUGUGAAACCAUACAUGCAGUAUCCUUCAUUAUUAGAUGUAUUGAUAAACUUCUUGAAAACUGAGCAACAACCAAUUAUCAGAAGAGAGACUAUAAGGGUUCUUGGUUUACUAGGUGCUUUGGAUCCAUAUAAACAUAAGAUGAACCUUGGCCAGAUUGAUUCUCAGUUAGACACCCUAACUUCCAUGGCUGAUACCAAGAGUGAAACUGAGAAUACACAAGACCUGACAACUAGUGAAAUGUUGGUGAACAUGUCCUCAUCCACUCUGGAAGAAUACUAUCCAGCCAUUGCCAUUGCAACACUGAUGAGGAUCAUUCGUGAUCCAACGUUGUCCCAACACCACACUAUGGUGGUUCAGGCGGUCACCUUUAUAUUUAAGAGUCUAGGAAUCAAGUGUGUGCCAUAUAUCUCUCAGGUGAUGCCUAGUUUUUUGAACGUGGUUCGUACGGCCGACGUGAACUUUCACGAGUAUCUGUUCCAACAGUUGGCCUUCUUGAUCGCCAUCGUGAAACAGCAUAUUAGAAACUACUUGGAUGACAUAUUCAACUUGAUUAAAGAAUUCUGGACGGUGAAUAGUCCGUUACAGAGUACGCUGAUACUAUUGGUAGAACACAUUGCGGUUGCACUGGGCGCGGAAUUCAAAAUUUAUCUGCCGCAGCUGAUGCCACAGAUACUAAGAGUUUUAACUCAUGACACGAGCAAGGACAGAUCAGUGACGGUAAAGCUUCUUCAGGCGCUUCAGAAGUUUGGUAAUAACCUGGAUAAUUAUCUUCAUCUAGUCUUGCCACCGAUCAUCAAAUUGUUUCACGCCACUGAUUGUCCGAUAACUGUGAACAAAGUGGCGCUCGAAACUGUCGAUCAUUUAGCAGACACAUUGGACUUCACCGAUUUUGCGUCAAGAAUCGUACAUCCUUUGGUACGAACUCUGGACCAGUGUCCAGAACUGAGGAACACGGCGAUGGACACACUAUGCGCUCUAGUGAUACAAUUAGGGAAGAAAUAUCAAAUUUUCAUAAUAUUAGUACAAAAAGUAAUGACGAAACACAAGAUUGUUAAUUCACGUUACGAUGUUCUGAUUGAUAAGAUCCUUACAGAGACCACUGUUGCCGACGGUGAGGAUUAUCUGUUGAUGAGACAUCGGCACUCGAGGAAUAAGAACCGUGAUUUGUCCCUGACAUCUUCUGACACGACCACGAUCAAACGAUUAAAUGUGUCCGCAUCGAAUCUUCAAAAGGCUUGGACAGCGACAAGGAGGGUUUCGAAGGAUGAUUGGCUGGAGUGGUUGAGAAGCUUGUCGAUUGGUUUGCUUAAGGAAUCCCCAUCGCCUGCACUCAGAUCUUGUUGGGCCCUCGCGCAGACCUACUCUCAAUUGCCGAGAGACUUAUUCAAUGCAGCGUUCGUCUCCUGUUGGACUGAACUAGAUGACACAUACAAGGCAGAAUUAAUACAGACUCUGCAGCAGGCGUUGAUGGUUCCAGAUCUUCCAGAGAUAACGCAAACAAUUCUGAACUUGGCAGAGUUCAUGGAACAUUGCGACAAGGGUCCAUUGCCUCUAGACAACAAGAUAUUGGGCGAGAGGGCGAUGCACUGUAGAGCAUACGCAAAAGCGUUGCAUUACAAGGAGGACGAAUUCCAUAAGAGCAGGAACAGCAACGUUUUCGAGUCUCUAAUCUCCAUCAAUAAUAAGCUUCAGCAAAAAGAGGCUGCUGAGGGUCUGUUAGAGUACGUUAUGAAUCAGAAUAAUCAACAAGAUUUGAAGGUGCAGGUUCGAUGGUAUGAAAAACUGCACAACUGGGACAAGGCGUUACAAUUGUACAGAGAGAGACUGGAAAGUGAUCCUGCUGAUGUGGAGUCCACUCUAGGCGAAAUGCGUUGCCUGGAGGCCCUUGGAGAAUGGGGACAGUUGCACGAUGUAGCUACCAAGCAAUGGUCCCAUCAGAGCAACGAGACCAAGCAAAGAAUGGCUAGAAUGGCAGCGGCUGCGGCGUGGGGUUUAAGUCAAUGGGAAAGUAUGGAGCGAUAUGUCUCAUUGAUACCCAAAGACACUCAGGAUGGUGCCUUUUACAGAGCUGUAUUGGCGAUCCACGAUGAACAGUAUAACGUCGCUCAUCAGCUCAUAGACAGUGCCAGGGAUUUAUUGGAUACAGAGUUGACCGCUAUGGCUGGCGAGAGUUACCAGAGAGCUUACAAUGCCAUGGUUGAAGUUCAGAAAUUGGCAGAGCUGGAGGAGGUGAUACAGUUCAAACUGGUCCCAGAAAGGAGGUCCACGAUUAAAUCUAUGUGGUGGGAGAGGCUCCAAGGAGGGCAGAGAAUAGUGGAGGAUUGGCAGAAGAUCAUACAGGUCCAUACGCUAGUAGUCUCGCCUCAGGAUGAUAUGUACACGUGGUUAAAGUAUGCUAGUCUUUGUAGAAAAAGCGGCAGCCUGAUGUUAUGUCACAAAACGUUAGUCAUGUUGUUAGGUACGGAUCCCUCGUUGACUCCAGACCAAUCGCUGCCGGCUACUCAUCCUCAGGUGACUUUUGCUUAUUGCAAACAUAUGUGGGUCGCGAAUAAACGGGAAGAAGCAUAUAGCCAGCUGCAAAGAUUCGUGCAAACGUCUCUGCAACCGACGACUAUGUCCGUGGUGAAUCAAGAAGACGAAAAGCAACAAGAGGCGAGAAAAAGAUUACUUGCUAGGUGUUACUUGAAGCUUGGAGAAUGGCUAGAGGCUUUGCAAGGCAUUAAUGAGCAUUCUAUACCCGCUGUGCUAUCCUAUUACGCUGCAGCUACGGAACACGAUCCAACUUGGUAUAAAGCGUGGCACGCAUUUGCAUAUACCAACUUCGAAACGGUUCUAUUUUAUAAGCAUCAACAAGGUGAUUCUUCCAAUGCAGAAAGUACUCCAGGGAAUGGAACUCGCGGUAAUUUGUCUAGCUCACAAUAUAUAUCGCAAUUCACUGUACCAGCUGUGGAAGGAUUCUUCAGAUCUAUUAAUCUUUCUCACGGUAACUCUUUGCAAGAUACGCUCCGUUUAUUGACCCUAUGGUUCGACUAUGGCCAAUGGCCCGAGGUGUAUGAGGCUAUCGUGGAAGGUAUUCGACUGAUAGAGAUCAACACUUGGUUGCAAGUAAUCCCUCAGCUCAUAGCGAGGAUAGACACGCCCAGAGCUUUGGUUGGACGAUGCAUACAUCAUCUCCUGAUAGACAUUGGGAAAACGCAUCCCCAAGCCUUAGUAUAUCCACUGACCGUGGCAUCUAAGAGUGCCAGUCAUGCCAGGAAGACUGCAGCGAACAAAAUCUUGAAGAGCAUGUGUGAGCACAGUCCAACUUUAGUGCAACAAGCAAUAAUGGCCAGUGAUGAGUUGAUCAGAGUUGCCAUUCUCUGGCAUGAAUUGUGGCACGAAGGACUGGAAGAGGCCAGUAGAUUAUACUUUGGCGAAAGAAACGUUCGUGGAAUGUUUGAUACAUUGGAACCUCUGCAUGCAAUGUUGGAGAGAGGACCACAAACUUUGAAAGAGACAUCUUUCAAUCAGGCUUACGGUAGAGACUUAAUGGAAGCACAGGAAUGGUGUCGUAGGUACAAAGCAUCCCGUAACGUCAGGGACUUGAAUCAGGCUUGGGAUUUGUAUUAUCAUGUAUUCAGAAGAAUAUCCCGACAAUUACCGCAACUAACUAGUUUAGAGCUUCAGUAUGUCAGUCCUAAGUUGCUUCUGUGUAGGGAUUUGGAACUGGCUGUACCAGGAAGCUAUAGUCCUGGACAGCCCAUAGUUAGAAUAGCUAGUAUACAUAGCUCCAUGCAAGUGAUUACAAGUAAACAGCGACCGCGAAAAUUGUGUAUCAAAGGCAGUAAUGGUAAGGAUUAUAUGUUCCUCUUGAAAGGGCACGAAGAUCUCAGACAGGAUGAACGAGUGAUGCAAUUAUUUGGUCUAGUCAAUACCCUUCUAUUACACGAUCCAGAUACCUUUAGAAGAAAUCUCACUAUUCAAAGGUAUGCUGUAAUUCCUUUGUCUACAAAUAGUGGUCUGAUUGGUUGGGUACCACAUUGUGAUACGUUACAUACGCUAAUCAGAGAUUACAGAGAGAAGAAAAAAAUAUUAUUAAAUAUAGAACAUAAGAUAAUGUUAAGGAUGGCUCCAGGCUAUGAUCACCUUAUGCUCAUGCAAAAAGUGGAAGUUUUCGAGCAUGCUCUCGAACAUACGCACGGCGACGAUCUAUCGCGACUUCUUUGGUUGAAAUCGCCGUCGAGCGAGGUAUGGUUUGAUCGUAGAACAAAUUACACGCGUUCCCUUGCCGUGAUGUCCAUGGUGGGGUAUAUUCUCGGACUUGGUGAUCGACACCCAUCAAAUUUGAUGUUGGAUCGUUUAAGUGGUAAAAUAUUGCACAUCGAUUUCGGGGAUUGUUUCGAGGUGGCCAUGACACGAGAGAAAUUCCCCGAGAAAAUACCAUUCCGUUUAACACGAAUGUUAAUAAAUGCAAUGGAAGUUACGGGGAUCGAGGGCACGUACAGAAGGACUUGCGAGUCAGUGAUGUCUGUGUUACAUCGUAAUAAGGAUAGCUUAAUGGCGGUGUUAGAAGCGUUCGUCUACGACCCCCUGUUGAAUUGGCGAUUAAUGGAUAAUGCCGCGUUAAAAGGUAAAAGAUCUGAUGCUCAGGGGAUGAGUGCCAGUAGUAAUCAAGAACAUAGCGAUGCUUUGGAUUCUCUUACCGCCACGUUACCAAAGAAAGGAGUACCAUGUAGCGUUGAAAACGGAGGUGAUACUAAUCAACCAGAGGCGCUGAGCAAAAAAGCUCUUGCUAUCAUAACAAGAGUAAGAGAUAAGUUAACCGGACGCGAUUUCUCUCACGAAGAAACACUAAGUAUUCAACGCCAAGUUGAUCUUUUAAUUCAGCAGGCUACCAAUAAUGAGAAUUUAUGUCAAUGUUACAUUGGAUGGUGUCCCUUCUGGUAAACGUAAAUUUUCAUAGAUGAGGACUUGAAUGUGUAUCAUAUGCAAUCACGUUCCUGUUUUUUGCAUUUUUAUUAUUAAGGAAUAAUUAUACAUAAUA
Molecule: messenger RNA, 7429 nt
Organism: Habropoda laboriosa
Lineage: Eukaryota; Metazoa; Arthropoda; Insecta; Hymenoptera; Apidae
Gene: Tor
Product: serine/threonine-protein kinase mTOR
Exons: 6
Coding region: 1-7332 (2443 amino acids)
Biological process (GO): TOR signaling; protein phosphorylation; negative regulation of macroautophagy
Cellular component (GO): nucleus; TORC2 complex; TORC1 complex
Molecular function (GO): protein binding; protein serine/threonine kinase activity; protein-containing complex binding
Source: RefSeq, a predicted model, not a curated record